Podarcis raffonei (Aeolian wall lizard) is the source of this 5239-nucleotide messenger RNA. Its product is annotated as cytochrome P450 2J4-like. Bases 2692 to 4182 code for a protein of 496 amino acids. Gene Ontology annotation, biological process: xenobiotic metabolic process. The transcript is spliced from 9 exons. Gene Ontology annotation, molecular function: heme binding; oxidoreductase activity, acting on paired donors, with incorporation or reduction of molecular oxygen, reduced flavin or flavoprotein as one donor, and incorporation of one atom of oxygen; iron ion binding. NCBI's taxonomy places the organism in Eukaryota, Metazoa, Chordata, Lepidosauria, Squamata, Lacertidae. The record is from RefSeq and is a predicted model, not a curated record. Gene Ontology annotation, cellular component: intracellular membrane-bounded organelle; cytoplasm.
AAGGUGCAAACUAAGUCUGCAAAGUGUUUUCCAUGAAAAUAGUUAAAAGUGGCAAUUUGGCUGUCUGGGAGUGCAUAGUGCUGACGUUCACAGGGGCAGGGGCAGAGGAGAAUGUCACUCAGAAGAUACAUGCUCCCUUUCCAUCAGUACUAUUGUGUCCAGCUGAAAACAUUCAAGCAGAAAUUUCCUGGGGAUAUUGUGCCUGCAGUUCUUUGGGAGUCUUGGGCUUGAUGCAUGCUUGGCCUGAACCAAUCUCUCUUCAGGUGUUCUUUGGGAGAAGGAACAUGGAGUCUUAAGGCCUUUGAACAACAAUUAUUGAAUAAUAAAGGCUUACUCUCAGUUCUUUCUAAAAUUAUAUUGGAUGCCACUGUAGGUGGACCUGCUGAUUAGAAGUUGUGCUGGGAUCAAAAUAUCUAGCUUUCGCUCAGUGAUAGAGACUGGGAGGUUUUGUGGUGGAAAUUGCCUUAUAAAUCAGUCUUUGCUUCUGUGAGGGAAUUAUCUUUGAAAGUAUUGCACAGCUGGUAUUUGACACCCAGGUAUUUGGCCCACACUGCAUCAGUUUCCUCCCCCCUCUGUUGGAUGGUGUGUGUCACCAGGUGGGCAUGUAUUGAUACAAGUGGGUUUCGGGAGAAGGUGUUUUUAGAAAUCUCUCAAAUAAUGCAACAGGAUGUGCUCCUUACCCCAGGUUUGGCAGUACUGAAACUAACAAUUCAAAUUGGGUUUUAAAGAACAAUGAACUUAUUGUCCACCUGGUCACAAGAAGAUGAAUAAUAAUGAAAGUUAUUUUGUUGUUUUGUUCUGGGGAAGGAAUUUUCCUGAGCAUCACUAUUAUUUCUUCUGUGAAAUAGGUAUUUCCUGGUCCCCACAAUAGUUUCAGAAGUACCCCUGGGCCCCCAAAGGUGGGAGCCUCUGGUUUCCACAGCAACAUUUUAGCGACUGGGUGCUUUCAUACUUGACCUCCCCCAGCAGAAGUCCAUGCUGUUGUAGCUUGCAGCCAUUGAUCCUCCACGUGCGCAGAGGCAGGAAUAAGGACUUGCCAUUCAGCUCCACUGUAGACACAAUUCCACCUGGCCACCUGAUUAUCAUCAGUUUUAGUAUUUAAGUAUUUGUAUUUAAGAUGGGGAACCAAGGCUAAGAGAUCAUGGCUUGGCUAAGAGUAGAACUAGAUGGUAUGGUAGCACUCACUGGACCUCCCAAGAGCUCAGUUGCUGCUGCUUACUGGGAGGAAAAAAAUCAACACAGCAGUGAUGUUAGUGUGCUGUAAACACACUGAUGGAGCCAAUCCAGAGCUCCUGGUAAUGUGUUUGCCUUGCACCAACUUCUCUUCUUCACAUGGUCUGCUACUGGAGAAGACUAUCUAGUACUAGAGGGCUCUGGCCCUCUGAAUGAUCCUUCUCCCAUCAUCCCUGUCUAUUGGCCAUACUGGCUGGGGCUGCUGGGAGUUGGAGACCCAAAACCAGCUGGAGAGGUACUGGUUGCCAGUCCCAGAUCAAGUUAUUCUGUUGCCAGAAAAAAAUGUAACCUAUGUAAUACUGAACAGAAGGCAAGCAGGUUGACUCCUCCGGCCUCCUUAGCCAUUGGUUAUAGCUGUUGAAAUCACCACUGGUCCAAAUGUGUCAGGAACAGAAGUCAUCCUCCUUAGUAAAAGUUUUAAAUUUCUUUAUUGACAGUGCUUUGAUUUGCACUGCCAGAAACGCCUUCUUAGAAAUGUCUGGAAGAAAAGUAACCUUUACAGUUCCUAAAAAGGGAAAACAGGAAGGAAAUAUCAUAACUCUUCCCCCUUGGUAGAGUUACUCAUUAAGUCAUCACCUUGCCUAUUUGUGGGCACGAUACAUAACAAUACCUGUGAACUUUGCCCUCAUUUCCGGUAGGAGCAUUAGCCACGCAGGCGGGUGUGGUAACGUGGCUCUCGCUAGACCUCCCAAGAGCUGAGUUGCUCCUGCUUACUGGGAGUGGGGAAAGCAACAUGACAGUGAUGUUGGUGUGCUGUAAACACACUGAUGAAGCCAAUCCAGAGCUCCUGGCAAUGGAUUUGCUUUGCACAAAAUUUCCCUCUUCUACAUGGUCUGCUACUGGCUAAAACUAUCUUAGUAAUAGAGGGCUCUCCAUUGAUCCCUGACUGUUGACCAUACAACCUAGAGCUGUUGGGAGUUGGAGACCAAAAACAUCUGGAGAGGUGCUGGUCAGUCUGUUGCCAAAGCAAAAUCUAACGUAUGCAAUACUGAACAGAAGGCAAGCAGGUUGACUUCUCUGGCUCCUUAGGCAGCGGGCAGAGCUGCUGAAACUACCACUGGUUCAAACAUGUUAGGAACAGAAGACAUUCUCCAUAGUAAACAUUUUAAAUUUCUUUAUGGACAGUGCUUUGAUUUGUAGUGGCAGAAAACCCCUUAGAAAUGUCAUGAAGGAAAGUAUCCUUUACUGUUUCACAAAAGUGAAAACAGGAAGGAAAUAUUCUAAUUCAGAAAGCGGCUGUUCUCCACACUCUUCCCCGCCCCCUUGGUACAGUGAGUGAUUAAGUCAUCUCCUUCCUGCAUCUUUGUGGGCGUGAUAUAUAAUAUAUGUAAACUUUGCCCUUAUUUCAGGAACUUUAGCCAAGAGGGCGGGUGUGGCUGCUGUAGCUGUAGCAGAAUGAAGUUUCCCUUGACACAAUGCCGUCUGUGCUGACAUAAGAACACCUAGAAGGGUUUGAAGAUGUUGCUCCAGCUGCUCUCUGUCCUCUGGGAGGCCUUGUCCCUGCAAGUUGUUCUGGUGUUUCUGGCAACAUUUCUACUUAUUGCUGAUUACAAGAAACAGAUUCGCCCAAGGAAUUACCCCCCAGGGCCCAGGCCUCUUCCCUUUCUGGGUAGCACACUACAGCUGGAUUUCAAGAAGCCUCAGAUUUCAGCACGAAAGCUUGCAGAAAAAUAUGGCAAUGUAUUCGGCCUUCAGACUGGAAACAUAAGGAUUGUGGUUGUGAAUGGAUUACACCUGGUGAAAGAGGCUCUUGUCCAUCAGGGAGAAUAUUUUGUAGAUCGACCAAAAUCCCCUGUUCUUGAUAAGAUAUUUGGGUCACUUGGACUGGUCUUCUCUAAUGGUCUCAUCUGGAAACAUCAAAGACGGUUUGCCUUAUCAACACUCAGAAACUUUGGUUUGGGCAAAAGGUCUUUAGAAGAAAGAAUACAGGAAGAAAGCCGUUACUUAAAGGAAGCAAUAGAAGCUGAGAAAGGGCAGCCAUUUGACCCUCACUUUCAGAUUAAUAAUGCUGUUUCAAAUAUCAUCUGUUCCAUCACUUUUGGGGACCGCUUUGAUUACCAUGACAGCCGUUUCCAGAAGCUACUGCACUUGCUCGAUGAGGCAUUGCUUCUUCAGGGAAGUGUUUGGAGUAUGAUGUAUGAUCUCUUUCCCUAUGUCAUGAAAUACCUGCCGGGGCCACAUCACACACUUUUUAAAAAAUGGGGGCAGCUGAAAUACUUUGUGAGAGAAAUCAUUGAAAAACACAAAGAAGACUGGAACCCAUCUGAACACAGAGACUUCAUUGAUGCCUACCUAAAUGAAAUGGCCAAGGAGGAUUCUGUUUCCAAUUUCCAUGAAGAAAACCUUCUACAUUCAGCACUGGAUCUGUUUCUUGCUGGAACGGAAACAACUUCUACAACCCUGCGUUGGGGUUUGCUGUAUAUGGCCAUUUAUCCAGAUAUUCAAGCAAAAGUCCAAGCGGAAAUAGAUUCUGUGAUUGGCCAGUCUCGCCAGCCAUCGAUGGAUGACAGGGACAGAAUGCCAUACACCAAUGCAGUUGUUCAUGAAAUUCAAAGAAUAAGCAACAUUAUACCUUUGAAUGUGCCUCGGUUGACAACAAAGGACACUACACUGGCUGGGUUUCAUAUUCCCAAAGACACUAUAUUACUUACCAACUUGACCUCACUGCUCUUUGAUGAGGAUGAGUGGGAAACACCCAAUGUGUUCAAUCCUGGUCAUUUCCUAGAGAAUGGUCAGUUCAGGAAAAGGGAAGCGUUCCUGCCAUUCUCUGCAGGAAAGCGAGCCUGUUUGGGAGAGCAGUUGGCGAGGACUGAGCUCUUCAUUUUCUUCACUGCCCUAAUUCAGAAGUUCACUUUCCAGGCUCCAAAGAAUGAGACAUUAAGCCGUGAAUUUAGGAUAGGUUUGACCGUGUCUCCCCUGCCAUACCGGAUAUGUGCAUUCUCUCGCUAAGGGGACUUACUUUAUGUCAUUGCCGUUUCUUUAAAAAGUAGGAUCAGUUUAUGGUGCAGGAACAGAUCUAUGGUUUAAUCCUAAUUGUGUUUAGCCAGAGUUCAGUAGGGCUUAACCCAGGUGAGCAGGAUUGGGACUGCAGCAUGUUCCUUUAAAGCAGAGAUUUCCACACUUUUUAGACACGCAUCAUUUCGCGACACAAUUAUUCAGUUUUAAUAGCAAACCAGAGGUUAAACUAACCCCUUAUAAGAGAUACGGACAUAUAUCAUGCAACACCCCUGAACACUGCAGUCGACACACUAAUGAUGACACAUGCUUUGGAAAGCUCUGUUUUGAAGCCUAUUCAAAGCACAUUUGCCCCCUCAAAAAAUUUGGGCAACUAAGGUUUAUAGAUACUUGGAAUUGAAGCUCUCUGAAGGAUAAAUUCAGUUUCCGAGAAUUCUUGACAGAAUGUGUGUAUGCAGAUCAUAAUGAUACAUUGAUGUGGAUCCAAAUUUCAUCCUCCCACUUCUUGUUCCAGGGUGUAUGUCUACCCACCAUCCCAUUAUUUUCAAAAAAUAAUAAUAAUGUCCUGGCUGUGGUGAAGAAAAGGCAUUCCUUUGUUUGUAGGAAUCUGUGUGCUUACGACUCAAGAUAAAACCCUAAUGUAUUUCCUUCCUUUGUUUAUAAAAUAAAAAAAAUGUUGCUUGGAAAUUUUUGUUACAUAACCAGUUCAUAGAACCAUAGACUCAUCGAAUUUUGCAAGGGACCCCAAGUGUAUUCUAUUUCAAACCCCUGCAAUGCAGGUAUCUUUUGCCCAAUAUUGAGCUUGAACCCAUGAACCUGAGGUUCUUGCAGUUGUGUAUUGGUGGCCCCAAGCCCAAGGCAAAUCUUACAGUAAAUGUGCUUAUAAAUACAGUAAAAUUGAUGGGUUUAACUCUUGAAUGUUGCCUAGGUUUUAUUAUUUUUCAAAAACAUUAUUGUUGUGCUUUAAUAUACAGUGGUACCUUGGGUUACAUACGCUUCAGGUUACAGACUCCGCUAACCCAGAAAUAGUGCUUCAGGUUAAGAACUUUGC